GUCACACAAUUGUGCUUUGGUGUGCUCGCUUUUAACAAGGAAAUAGCGCUCGUUUGAUAUCAAGAUGCAUUUAUAGAGUUUAGAAGCGGCUGUACGCCACUUUACUUGGAUUUAGCUCUUUUUAAACGCCAUUUCUGGUGUUCAACAUGGCAGGACAAGUUGCUAUCCUCAGGAUGCGAGCCUGUUUGGUCUUGUUGCUCCUGUGCUUGACUGAAGACCAGCAAGCCUCAGCCUCGGAGACAGUGAGAAGUUUCUAUGACACCCUGAAUGUUGAGCGGACAGCCUCGGACACCCAGAUAAAAAAGUCUUUUCGCAGCCUGGCAGUGAGGUACCACCCUGAUAAGAACAAGAGCGCCCAAGCUGAAACCACUUUCAGGGAGAUUGCAGAAGCCUAUGCAGUGCUGUCAGAUAAGAAGAAAAGGCGUCUCUAUGACAGCGUGGGUCAUGAGGCCUUCUUGGAAAACCAGGCCUCAUUUGAGGAUGAGGAUGAGGAUGAGGAUGAGACCAGCUUCCACUUCAGUUUCUCAGACUUAUUCCAGGAUUUCCAUGACAGUGCCUUUAUGGAUGAACCACACGUUCACUGGAGCUUCUUCCAGGAAGAGGAAGAGGAUGAGGAGUACAUUCACGACAGACAUUACAGUUCUGAAGAGACUGCCUUCAGCUUUUAUUUUGAUGAUGGAAAUGAGGAGGAGCAUUACUAUUGAUUUAUAGUUUUAAUAUACCCUCUUUUAUUUAUAAUAAAGUUUUUCAAGGAAAUUG
Xiphophorus couchianus (Monterrey platyfish) is the source of this 759-nucleotide messenger RNA. Its product is annotated as dnaJ homolog subfamily B member 9-like. Gene Ontology annotation, biological process: ERAD pathway. NCBI's taxonomy places the organism in Eukaryota, Metazoa, Chordata, Actinopteri, Cyprinodontiformes, Poeciliidae. Gene Ontology annotation, molecular function: misfolded protein binding; protein-folding chaperone binding. Gene Ontology annotation, cellular component: endoplasmic reticulum. The record is from RefSeq and is a predicted model, not a curated record. The transcript is spliced from 3 exons. The coding region runs from base 147 to 704 and encodes 185 amino acids.